AUGACACCACACGCUACCCCGAAAUUGACUCCACUGGGUUCCUCUCAAAGUCCUCGUAGUCCGCCUGCUCAGGCAGAACCCCUUCAGGACUUAUCAGAAGACCAGGUAGAAGGCCCCUCUGUUGCUGAUGAAGACUUCGAUGAAGGGUUGUUUGGAGAUGGAGACUCAGCAUAUGAUACAAGUGACGAUGCUACUGACUCAGCUUCUCUGAAUUCAAGUAUCAUGAGAUUUAGAGAGGAAAAUGGAAGGACAUACCAUUCCUUUGGAGGAUCGACUGACCACUGGGGGCCAAAUGAUGAAAUGGCACAAGACCAACAAGACAUCAGUCAUCACUUUUGGACAUUGAUGCUACAUGGAGAACUUUACCUGGCACCAAUAAAAAAUCCCCAGGUUGUAUUAGAUGUCGGGACAGGCACAGGUAUAUGGGCCAUUGACGUUGCAGAUAAGCAUCCAGAAGCGUUUGUCAAAGGCACUGAUGUUUCGCCUAUCCAGCCGACAUGGACACCGCCAAACGCGAAAUUUGAGAUGGAUGACUUCAACGUGGACUGGAACUAUACUGACAAAUUUGAUUUAAUCCACGAGAGAGAACUCCUUGGUUCUGUGACAAGUUGGCCAAAGUUUUACGAUCGUGCUUUUAAAGCCUUAAAGCCGGGGGGCUGGAUUGACUGCUCUGAACCUGGGCUUUAUUUUGAGUCAUUCUAUGAUACUUUGGGCCCAGACCACCCCUACAAGACAUGGGGAACUUGUAUGCUCGAAGCGGGUAACAAUGCUGGUAUGAGCUUUGACGUGGGACCUUACAUCAAGCAGCGUCUUGAAGAUGCUGGAUUCAUCAAUGUAGUUGAGAAGAAGGUAUGCUGUACGAUUGGUAAGUGGUCCAAAGAUAUGCAUGAGAGGGAAACAGGUCUGUGGGAGCAGUUAAGAUUAGAAAGAGGGGUACAAGAUUUCUGCCAGAGACGAUUCAUGAACAACCUGGGGUGGUCAGCCGCCGAGGUGAGUGUCUUCGGUGCUCGGAUGAGAGCAGCUGUCAAGAACAACAGGCUCCUUGCGCAUCAUUGGUUCUAUUUUGUAGUAGGGCAAAAGCCAUUGUAG
Messenger RNA from Glarea lozoyensis ATCC 20868, 1089 nucleotides. Its product is annotated as S-adenosyl-L-methionine-dependent methyltransferase. Bases 1 to 1089 code for a protein of 362 amino acids. Lineage: Eukaryota; Fungi; Ascomycota; Leotiomycetes; Helotiales; Helotiaceae. Gene Ontology annotation, molecular function: methyltransferase activity. The record is from RefSeq and is a predicted model, not a curated record. The transcript is spliced from 8 exons.